UUCACCAGAAUGAGGCCAACAAUUAUUUUCCUGGCCUGCUUAGUAGGCCAACUUUUAGCCUUGGAUCGAUCAUUGGACAGACGCUACUGCACAUCGACAAUUUGUGGAUCUAGUAAUACUGCCUGCAUGAAUAACGGGACCCUCAUAUACUGCACUCUCAAGGGGCCCCGACUAUUGGAUAUGACCAGGUUUAUAGUGCCCCUCUCCAAUAUGUUCAACAGCCUGCGCAACGACGUGGCCGGUGGCAAAUAUCGGUCCCUUCCCCAGGCUGCUCGAAUGGCCAAGAUAUCCUGGUCGAACGAGUUGGCCUGGUUCGCUCAUCUCGAUGUGGUUCUGUGCCGCAAGACCACCCACCUGUGUCACACUUCGCCGUACUUCUACUAUAUUGGCGUACUAACUGAAGAGGUCUUUAAGAGCUUUGAUGAAGACCCCGAAUCAGACUUCAACAUCAUGAGCCAGGUGGUCCGAUACUGGACAAACGGUAUCCACCAUAUCGAAAGAAAACACCUCCUCCACCUCCCAGACAGAUUUGAAACAGAAGCCCAGUUCAGGGCUGCCCUGUUGCUUAAUGAACGCAACACGCAUUUCGGCUGCGCUGUGAUCUACUUCAAGAACAACGAGCACUUCAUAUUUACCUGUGCCUUUGCCACGGCCAAUAUAGUUGGAAGGCCGGUUUACAAAUGGGGCCUAAAGCCAGGUAACAAGUGCCAUAAGCGAGAUAGAAAGUUUAAGAACUUGUGCGCUUCCGGAGAGAAAUACAGCAAUCAUAGGAGACAAGAUUCUGCGGAAGUAAUGGAUGAGGACUUUUAAAAAUAAUUGAAUAAUCCUACUUCGGCUUAAGACUUGAUGCUGCCUAAUAAAAGUUCUAAAAAGGCUUGAAUAAAUU
Molecule: messenger RNA, 886 nt
Organism: Drosophila kikkawai
Lineage: Eukaryota; Metazoa; Arthropoda; Insecta; Diptera; Drosophilidae
Product: tabinhibitin 6-like
Source: RefSeq, a predicted model, not a curated record